CUCGAGUUACAAUCACUAUCCCUUUUUUCCCAUGACAAUGACAAUAAAUAAUGCAAUUGUUUCAGUGGCAAAGUCGACAUGAUCCAGGCCCUGCGAAAUGAGUACCUUACUGGCCAAUAAACGAGUACCUCUCAGGGGUUUUCAGAGUUUGCUGUUUGCAUCUCCCUCCUUGUCUCCACACCCUCCUGAUCCUGGUUCUGAUCCUGAUUCUGAUCCUGAUCCCAAUCCUAGUUCUGAAUCUGAUCCUGAAUUUCGAUCUCGACUGUUACGUUUCACUCUGCGUUGAUUCUCCACCGUUGAAUCACCCGUCCCUUGCAUCGACACCCAUUCUUUUGCUCGUUUCGCUGUGUGUAAACAAUACUCCUUUAUUUCCUACGCCCUUUCAUCCGUACGCUACAUCGCGCUUCAAAAUGGCAGGAGCACCAUCAUCAUGGACCUUCACUCGUCGCGACGAUCCAGAGUCGCUUGAGGAGUGUUCGGUAGAUGCCGAAGGGAGACUUGAAUACAACAACGGCCUGCAUAUCGCCAGCAUCUUCAUCAUCCUCGUGGCCAGUACUGCCGGUGUGUUCAUGCCAGUAAUUGCCUCCAAGGUUCAAUUUCUUCGUAUCUCGGAGAGAGUAUUGCUCCUUGGAAAGCAGUUUGGCACAGGUGUUAUUCUUGCAACGGCCUUUAUCCAUAUGAUGCCAACAGCGAUGUCAAACCUCUCAUCACCGUGCUUGGGACCGAUUUUUUCAGAAAACUACACCGCAUUCGGGGGACUCUUCAUUUUAAUGUCCUCACUGUUCAUGCACUGGGUAGAGUUCAUCGCGGUGGAGCACAAUGAGCGCAGGAUGCGCGAAGCCGCUGCUAGCAAAGGGGUUGAGGACCUCAACAUUGAUCUGGGCGGUUUGGGUGCCACUGGAGUCGCGGCUGUACCCUGUCCUGGACACAGCAUCACCAUCGUCGAGGAGGCACCAUGCUACGACACUUGUUCUUCAGGCACUUCGUGUGAUAUCGACCAUCCAGUUCAGGAGACAUCGCACUCGGUCGUCGCCAGUUCCUCAGGAUCCUCUAUCACCAAGAACGACUCGAAUAUAUCCCAGGCUGCACAGCAUUCUCAGUCCCACGAUCAUGAACAUGGCCAUUGCCAUGGCCAUGCACACGAGAAGAAGGCUAAGAGCAACACCGAGAGUAGUCAUCAUCACCAUACGCACGAAGUCGGUCAUUCUCACGCACAUGGUCUGUCGUUUCUGGACGAGUCCCAGCGUCGCAUUUCCACAUACAUACUGGAAGCAGGCAUUGCGUUCCAUUCUGUCAUUAUUGGCGUCUCUCUUGGAGUGUCGACCGGGUCCGAGUUUACAGGACUUUUGAUUGCCUUGAUUUUCCACCAGUUCUUUGAAGGAUUUGCUUUGGGAGCAAGGAUCGCAGAUCUCGCUUUUGAUACGACAUAUACCCACUACGUCCUCGCCUUCAUCUUUUCAUUGACCACACCAAUCGGUGCAGCCAUCGGCAUUGGUAUCUCGAACACGUACAGCGCCAACUCAAAGUCAUCCUUGCUGGUAGAGGGUAUCUUUGAUUCUAUCUCCACAGGGAUCUUGCUGUACAUGGGCUACGUCAAUCUGUUGGCAAUCGAGUUUAAUCUGAACGUAGGACUGAAGAAAGAGUCCAAGAAGGUCAAGUCGAUGUGCUUUCUUGCCCUCUGGUUCGGCGCCGCUGUCAUGGCCAUCAUUGGUCGCUUUGCAUAAUCAUCUUUUUAUCCAUCUCCAUGUUAUUUCUGCCCAUCUUAUACCUCCAUCUUCUAUCACUAUUUGCAUGAACGUCCUUUCGCUGUAUACGAUACCUAUUGCCAUCUGUCCUCGUUAUCGCUAGAAAAUAAAAAUAAUCCAAUGCUAAGUCUUUCAAGC
This is a messenger RNA of Gamsiella multidivaricata, 1883 nucleotides long. RefSeq names its product Zinc/iron permease. NCBI's taxonomy places the organism in Eukaryota, Fungi, Mortierellomycota, Mortierellomycetes, Mortierellales, Mortierellaceae. Gene Ontology annotation, biological process: zinc ion transmembrane transport. The transcript is spliced from 3 exons. Gene Ontology annotation, cellular component: plasma membrane. The record is from RefSeq and is a predicted model, not a curated record. The coding region runs from base 411 to 1724 and encodes 437 amino acids. Gene Ontology annotation, molecular function: zinc ion transmembrane transporter activity.